Molecule: messenger RNA, 544 nt
Organism: Danio aesculapii
Lineage: Eukaryota; Metazoa; Chordata; Actinopteri; Cypriniformes; Danionidae
Gene: nagk
Product: N-acetylglucosamine kinase
Exons: 5
Coding region: 35-529 (164 amino acids)
Molecular function (GO): N-acetylglucosamine kinase activity
Source: RefSeq, a predicted model, not a curated record
GGUCAUGUGACUAAGAAGAGGAAGUUGGCGAGUCAUGAGCGCAGUGUACGGUGGAGUGGAGGGUGGUGGGACACACUCUAAAGCAGUUCUGGUUUCUGCUGAGGGUGAUAUACUCGCCGAGACAGAUGGACUAUGUACCAAUCAUUGGCUGGUUGGCGUUGAUAAUUGUAUCAGUGGAAUCAACGAAAUGGUCCAGAGGGCUAAAAUUAAGUCAGGGCUGGACCCAGACACACCAAUUUGUUCACUGGGUAUGUCUCUGAGUGGUGGAGAGCAGAAGGCUGCCAUCCAAAAGCUGAUUGAUGACAUGCAUGAGAGAUACCCUAAACUAAGCCAAAGCUAUUUUAUUACCACUGAUGCCAUUGGCGCAAUGGCAACUGCCAGCGACUAUGGAGGUAUAGUGGUGAUUUCAGGCACUGGCUCGAACUGUAAACUGGUGAAUCCAGAUGGCACACAGAUUGGCUGUGGGGGGUGGGGUCACAUGAUGGGCGAUGAGGGCUCAGGUAAUCAUACAAAAAGAGAAAUCAACUGACAUUAUAGCAGUGUA